GAUUUCUGCACCACUCAUCAAAACUCUGCGGCAUGCAGGCAAGAGCCGGAGGAAGGGACACUGCUAGAUCUGUGCUGAGUGCUGGAGCGCUUUCUUCAUUUCCAUCCCAAACCCGCUGCUAUUAGGCGCAUUCAUUCAGCAGCAGCAGCAUCAGCAGCAGCAUAAGCGGCUCCUCACACUUUUAUGAUAACAUGGCAAAGGAUGGAGAAAAAAGCGGCUGGAAGGAGUAUAUAUGGAACCCGAGGACGAGGGAGUUUCUGGGCAGGACGGCGAGCAGCUGGGGUCUUAUUUUUGUCUUCUAUCUAGUUUUCUACAUUUUCCUGGCCGGCAUGUUUACACUCACCAUGUACGUCAUGCUGCAGACCCUGGACGACCACAAACCGACCUGGCAGGACAGGCUUUCUACACCAGGAAUGGUGAUGACGCCCAAAACAGAUGAGACCUUUGAGAUUAUCUAUACCGUCCAGGACACCGAGAGCUGGGACAUCUACACUCAGACCCUGGAGAAGUUCCUAUCAUCCUACAACGAGUCCGUCCAGGUCCAGAAAAAUGAGGAGUGUGUCCCCGACCAGUACUUUGAGCAGAAGGAUAGCGGCGACGUGAAGAACAACCCGAAGCGCUCUUGUCAGUUCAACCGCACCAUGCUGGGGGACUGCUCUGGACUUCAGGACCGUUACUAUGGAUACAACUUGGGCAAGCCAUGCAUCAUCAUCAAGCUGAAUCGGGUGAUUGGGAUGCUGCCAGGAAAAGAUGGACAGGCGCCGUAUAUCACCUGUGGUGCAAAGAGAUACAAAGUUGGCCUAGAUGAAUGGAGAGAAGAUACGAGCAAAAUUGGCGAAUUGGAGUACUUUCCUCCGAACGGCACUUUCAACCUUAUGUACUUCCCGUACUAUGGCAAGAAAGCACAGGUGAACUAUUCUCAGCCUCUGGUGGCCAUCAAGUUCCUCAACAUUACUGCCAAUCAGGACGUGAACAUCGAGUGCAAGAUCAAUGCCAACAACAUUCCCAUCGGAAGCGAAAGGGACAAGUUUGCCGGGAGAGUGUCUUUCAAGCUGAGGAUCAACUCUAAAUAAUACUAGGUUGUUGACCCUUUCCCCCCCCCCCCCUCUU
This is a messenger RNA of Solea solea (common sole), 1110 nucleotides long. It is a transcript of the gene atp1b2b, whose product is annotated as ATPase Na+/K+ transporting subunit beta 2b. The record is from RefSeq and is a predicted model, not a curated record. Gene Ontology annotation, biological process: sodium ion export across plasma membrane; intracellular sodium ion homeostasis; intracellular potassium ion homeostasis. Gene Ontology annotation, molecular function: ATPase activator activity. The coding region runs from base 192 to 1073 and encodes 293 amino acids. The transcript is spliced from 9 exons. Gene Ontology annotation, cellular component: sodium:potassium-exchanging ATPase complex. Lineage: Eukaryota; Metazoa; Chordata; Actinopteri; Pleuronectiformes; Soleidae.